Vicia villosa (hairy vetch) is the source of this 1005-nucleotide messenger RNA. RefSeq lists its product as uncharacterized. Bases 1 to 1005 code for a protein of 334 amino acids. Lineage: Eukaryota; Viridiplantae; Streptophyta; Magnoliopsida; Fabales; Fabaceae. The record is from RefSeq and is a predicted model, not a curated record. The transcript has 3 exons.
AUGGCGCAGCCAGGAAUUUUAGAUAAUCUAGACAAAGAAGGAGGGAGGUACGGUGAUAUAAAGAGAGCUAUGCUCAUGGCUCCGUCUUUUAAUUCAAGGAGUAAAUCUUCCCUUUGGUGGAGGGACCUUUGUUCUAUCGGUGCGGAUUCUACGGUCACUUCUCCAAAUUGGUUCGCUUCUUCUAUAUCCCUUAAGCUUGGUUCGGGUUCCUUCAUUCUUUUUUGGAUGGAUCGUUGGUUGUGUAACAUUCCGCUAAACACUAUGUUUCCGGAGUUGUUCUUGUUAGCCGAAGACUCUUGGUGCAAGGUAACAGACAUGGGGUUUUGGAAUGGAGAUUUUUGGAGUUGGCAUUUGACAUCUUUUAUUACACCCAUGGAUCGGGCAGCCGCGGCUCAGUUUGAAGAACUCCAGAUUCUUCUAGUUCCGGUUCAUCCCACUAGGGUGGAAGAGGAUGGUUUCAAGUGGUGGCGUCACGCUUCCGGUUUUUCGGUUAGUAAUGCUUAUGAUUCUUUCUCCUUAUGUGUUGUUCCGGAUUUUUCUUUGGAAUCCUCUUUCCGUGUGGCUUUCUCUAGUAUUUGGAAAACAAAAGUUCCUAGUAGAAUCCUUAUUUUUGGUUGGAGAUUGAUUUCGAAUAGGCUACCAACCAAGGUUGAAUUAGCUAAGAGGGGCAUUUUGGUUAAUCCAAGUGAGCUUCGUUGUCCUUUUUGUCUUAAUUUCGAGGAAGAUCUCAAUCAUCUCUUUUUUGAGUGUUCUUUUACUAAUCGUUGGUGGAGGAAUUUUCUUUAUUGGUUACAUUUGAUCGACGAUUCCGCGGUUGAUUCGAUAGUGGGUCGUCUUUGUUGGUUGGAGAAGCAUUGUGAUAAAGUGAGGGGCGUUGGUUUGAAGUGGUUCCUUGGUCUUGUUUUUUGUUGGAUUGUGUGGAUUGGUAGGAAUGAAGUCCCGGGAGGAGUGGUUCUUAGAUCCGGGUUUUUUUCACGUUAUGAUUUUAGAUGGAUUAUUCGUUGA